AAAUCUAUUUUCAAAACGUUUAUAAAUGCCCCAACCUUUUUCACCUCUUUCUCGGGAAUAUCGGUGGCAUCAAUAGAUCCGAAUCCAUGGCGAAACUCAAACCGAGUUUCUGGGUUAGCAGCAGCAUCCUCCUCUUCUCAAUCACUCUUCUUUCAAUCCAUUUCAAAGGCUCACUCGGAUCCGUAUCAACUAACGAAGCUUACGUCACACUCUUAUACGGAGAUGAGUUCUUAUUAGGAGUUAGGGUAUUGGGGAAAUCGAUUAGAGACACUGGAUCUCACAAGGAUAUGGUCGUUUUAGUCUCUGAUGGUGUCUCUGACUACUCUAACAAGCUGCUUAUGGCUGAUGGGUGGAAAGUAGAGAAGAUUAGUUUACUAGCAAACCCAAACCAAGUUCACCCAAAGAGAUUCUGGGGUGUUUACACAAAGCUUAAAAUAUUCAACAUGACUGAUUACAAGAAAGUUGUGUAUCUGGAUGCUGAUACUAUUGUGGUAAAGAACAUUGAUGAUCUGUUCAAGUGCUCUAAGUUUUGCGCUAACUUGAAGCAUUCUGAGAGGUUGAACUCUGGAGUUAUGGUCGUUGAGCCUUCUGCAGCUUUGUUUGAUGAUAUGGUGAAGCAAGUGAAGACCUUGUCGUCUUAUACUGGGGGAGAUCAAGGGUUUUUGAACUCGUAUUAUCCUGAUUUUCCUAAUGCUCGUGUUUUUGAUCCUAGUUUGUCUCCUGAAGUUGUGAAAACUAUACCAGUUCCUAAAAUGGAGAGGCUUUCUACGUUGUAUAAUGCUGAUGUUGGUCUUUAUAUGCUUGCUAACAAGUGGAUGGUUGAUGACAGCAAACUUCAUAUUAUUCACUACACUUUGGGGCCUCUUAAGCCUUGGGACUGGUGGACAGCAUGGCUUGUGAAACCUGUUGAGGCGUGGCAUAGCAUUAGGGUAGGGCUUGAGGAGACUCUUCCUGGAACUGGAGGUGGAAAGACACCAAAUGAUGAAUUCAUUGUCAAGUUCCUUUUCUUGUUACCACUUUGUGGUUUUUUGUUCUGCAUUUAUCGUUCCGUACAGGGACGUGACUUGUUGGGUUCAUUGUGCAGGAGCUCUGUAUGUAAUCAGAUCAGACAUCUUUAUUACAAAAUCAGAUCUAAUGGAACACUUGGUUAUAGUGGUGUGUCAACAUUGUCUACCAUGAACCCCAACUAUCAACUUCACGCUGGCUCGCACUCCAAGGUUCCUCAAUACUUGGGGGCAUUUUCAGUUGUAGUCUGCUUCAUGGCUAUUUUGACAUCCAUUGGAGUUUCCUUUAUGAUUGUGCCAAGGCAAAUCAUGCCAUGGACUGGCUUGAUUUUGAUGUUUGAGUGGACUUUUACAAUCUUCUUCCUAUUAUAUGGUGGCUUCCUACUUCUAGUGUACCAAUAUGGCAAGAAAGUAGCAGUUCAAUCAGGAUCUCCUUCAUUGCAAACAGAAUCAUCGUUGGAUGAUUCAGGAAAAGGUCAUCAGCGGGCAGAUACGUCUUGUGACUUCACUACAUGGUAUUAUGGAUUAGGAAUGGUGUUUUUGGCUUUUGUUGCCAUCUCUUUACCCUACAUGUUAGGGGUCACCGCUUUAUUUUUGAGGUUGGGUUUGAUGAUAGCAGUAGCAAUGGUUCUAGUUUCGUUCAUGACUUAUGCUUCAGAGCACCUCGCAGUAAGAUGGUUCCUCAAAGGUCUAGAAGACCGUGACACGACGAGAACAAAGUCAAUAUGCUUCCUCUGCUGACAUUCAAAAGUGUGUCCCAAUGUAACUCACAACACCACUUAUGUAUUGAUUUCUUUAUUCUGUUAGAACAGCUCUUGAGUUUUUGUACUUUCUUGUGUUUAUUAUAUCAUUCUUCUUUACAAAUCAUUUUGGUCACACGACGAGAAAAAACGUAAAUAAGUUAGUUAACCA
Eruca vesicaria subsp. sativa (arugula) is the source of this 1916-nucleotide messenger RNA. NCBI's taxonomy places the organism in Eukaryota, Viridiplantae, Streptophyta, Magnoliopsida, Brassicales, Brassicaceae. The record is from the annotation of a GenBank genome assembly.